AUGGAACAGCAUGAUACGCAGCUUCGCCGUCGCGAUACUUUGCUUGCACGCCUGAGCAACCCUUCGAACUCUCUGCCAGCACCGCCGCCUUCGACACUUUCGCCUUCACCAACGGCGACAACACAAACAACAACUGCAGACGCCCCAGGCCUCUCUGCCUCUGAGCCCACUCUCCGAUUCCCCAGGCCGCAGGGCAACACGCAGCUUGCGAAUUGGAUAUCGAGCAGCAACCCCAACAUGAUGGACAUGCCUCCGCCAGCCGACGACAACGGCAUGGCCGAAUCAACCUACGAGCUCGUCUCGAGCCCCAGCACCGACAACGAAGAGUCCCAAGACGACCACUACCCCGCCUCCAUGAGCGAGUCCGUCGGCUCGCUCGACAUUCAUCGCCCAGACGAUGUCCGGAGCCUGGCUGGAACAGACGAUUCAUUCGGGACGGACAAUGAUGAUGCCGACACGCACGGUGCAUCGUCUGACCGCGACGAGACCGAGGACGAGGAAGACGAUGAGGACUCGGUUCACGAAGACACCGUCAUGACCGAGUCCCAGAUAGCACACGACGAGUCCAACAAGACUGAACCCUUUCCUCCAUUUAAGAACGAUGCAUCGCAAGAAUUGCUCGAAUACACGGACCAGAGUCUUGGGACUCCAUCUUAUACUCCCGAGGCGAGCCGAGUCAUUGAAAGGCCUGCCGACCAUGACAAGAAAUCUUUCAAGAAGAAGGUGUCUGAGCUAUGGCAAUUGGAAUCUCAGGUCAAGGAAUUUCUGGUCGAGAACACCCUGAUUCCUUCGGCUACCAAUGGCCUGGCGUUAAUGCCCAUUGGCGAAGCGCAAUCAGAUGACUGGAUAUUCGGCGCCAAGAAGCCGGUUGUGUCAUUCACUGCCGAAGCACACAAUGAUAUCCUAAUUCACAUUCCCAACAGCAUCAAGAAGACAUGGCUGGCCAAGGAUUGCCUGACUGUGACUGCCAAGAGAGGAGAAGUCCCCGUUGAUACCACCAUGUCUCUGGAGGAUGAGGGUCUCCGCCUAAAGUUUGCCAAGAGGGAAACCCACGGCGUCGUCAGCGUCAUUCUCGAGGCUAAGUGCCGCCCAAAGAUUCACAAAGUUGUUAAGGUCCACUUUGGCAAGGGCUUGAUGGAGGGUGCUCUAGAGCGGACCAAGCAUCUCGCCCAUCUUGCCCAGGAUCUCUCCGGUCUCGUACCUGCUGCUGCUCAGGAAGCAGAGCGGCGUAUUGAGAAUGCGAAGCAGUCACUGGGCUCGGCAUGCCAAAACGUUUGCCAAACAGUCACCGAGACCGUCUCCAAGACAUUUGGCGCCAGCUUUGCCAACUUUGCAGAUGUUCGGCAGCAACUGGACGACCUCGUGUCAACAGCCAAGACUCAGCUUGAUGAGGCCACUCAAGGCAUCGCCAGCAAGAUUGAUAAGAUUACGCAACAAGCUGCAGAGAAUCUGCCCUCGGUGGAGGAUGUGCAAAACCAACUUCAGCUCCAGCUUCUUGACGCUCAAUUAUCAGCGAAGCUUUUGUGGCUGCAAACCUUUGGCAGCGCUGAGGAGCAUGAAGAAUACUUGCGGAAGGCCAAGUCGUACUCUGCCGACAAGCACGCAGUGGCCGCGCAGUCAAAGUUGAAGCACGCCAAAAAGGAAGUCCAGGAGAAGCUGACCGACUCUGCUUCACGGCUGUGGUCUAUGCUAAGGGGCAAGUCUGCAUGCCGACAGAGUUCGCACGAGGAGUGCAACGACGCUCCAUAA
Molecule: messenger RNA, 1749 nt
Organism: Trichoderma harzianum CBS 226.95
Lineage: Eukaryota; Fungi; Ascomycota; Sordariomycetes; Hypocreales; Hypocreaceae
Exons: 2
Coding region: 1-1749 (582 amino acids)
Source: RefSeq, a predicted model, not a curated record